Capsicum annuum is the source of this 2040-nucleotide messenger RNA. Its product is annotated as alpha-L-fucosidase 1. Gene Ontology annotation, molecular function: alpha-L-fucosidase activity. Gene Ontology annotation, cellular component: lysosome. Bases 421 to 1908 code for a protein of 495 amino acids. The record is from RefSeq and is a predicted model, not a curated record. The transcript has 3 exons. NCBI's taxonomy places the organism in Eukaryota, Viridiplantae, Streptophyta, Magnoliopsida, Solanales, Solanaceae. Gene Ontology annotation, biological process: glycoside catabolic process; fucose metabolic process.
UAGAUAAGCUUGUACAAUUAUUUUUAUUAAUUUUCUAUAUUAAAAAGUCAAUUUAGUUCAUUUUUAGAGAUAAAUAAAAUCUCACCGUCUCUCCCCUGCAAUUUCUUUUGGCGAACUAUACGACACUGGAAGCCCGUGAUAGGGUGCAAAAAGACAAAAAAGUAACAAAACCAACUUCAUAUUUUCAUCACCUUUUACUUCGUUUUUAACAACCACACAAAAACCUUUCUCAAGAUUUAUGAUCUUUUCUCCCAGCCCUUUUAUUCUUGGCUCCUACUAAAGAAUCUCCUUACAUAUAUGAUAUACAUACACCACACAAAAAAGCAAAGGAAAAGGUCCCCAUUCUGGCACUUAUUCAUUCUCCCAUUCUCCAUUUUUCUUCACACAAUCUGAUUUAUUAGAUUACCCAAAGCAUUAUCAAUGUUGGGAAAAAAAACCAUGGCUAAGCCUUACAAUUCUCUGUCAUGUCUAGUCGUCUCACUUUUCAUCACCUUAUUGCAAUUGAUCACUCCGAGCCAACAAGAGAAUAUAACACCACCUCCAUUGCCAAUUCUCCCAUUACCAAACUACGCUCAAUUAAAAUGGCAACAAAGGGAACUUAUCAUGUUCCAUCAUUUUGGUGUCAACACAUUCACGGAUAGUGAAUGGGGCACUGGGCAUGAAAAUCCUGCAAUUUUCAACCCCACCCGCCUAGAUGCCAAUCAAUGGAUUGACACAGCGGUUCAAGCAGGUGUAACGCUUGUGAUACUCACUGCUAAACACCACGAUGGUUUCUGCUUGUGGCCUUCUAAAUAUACUGAUCAUUCGGUUAUAAGAAGUCCUUGGAAAAAUGGCCAGGGAGAUGUGGUUAGAGAAUUUGUCAAUGCGGCCAAGGCUCGUGGAGUGGACGUUGGAUUGUACCUUUCUCCGUGGGAUCUCCAUGAUAGGACAUAUGGCCUAAAUAAGGAGUACAAUGAGCACUAUUUGGCUCAACUACAAGAACUUCUCAAUAAAUAUGGAGAUGUUAAAGAGAUAUGGUUUGAUGGAGCCAAGGGUUCAAAUGCACCAAACAUGACUUACUACUUCGAUGACUGGUUUGCAAUGGUGAAGGAAUUGCAGAGUGCAAUCAACAUAUUUUCCAACGCCGGACCGGGGAUCAGAUGGGUCGGAAAUGAGAACGGGUUCUCUGGAAGCACAAGUUGGUCCACCAUCAAUCGAACAUUGUUGUCCAUUCCCAAUAGCAACGUUGAUUAUCUCAACACCGGAGACCCCCAAGGGACAGAUUGGCUACCACCAGAAUGUGAUGUAUCCAUUCGAACAGGAUGGUUUUGGCAUAAAUCACAAGCCCCAAAGAACCUAAGCGACUUGCUCGAAAUUUACUACAAGUCUGUCGGGCGAAAUUGCGUCUUGCUACUUAACGUGCCUCCUAACACACAAGGAUUAAUAUCUGACAGCGAUGUGCAAAGACUCAAAGACUUUAGAAGUGCAAUUGACACAAUAUUCUCCACCAAUUUGGCUAACAAUUGUUCGAUCAAAGCAAGUAGUCAGAGAGGAGGUAAAAAUGGAGGUUUUGGACCCGAAUAUGUGCUAGACAAUGACCAUUUGUGGACGUAUUGGGCUCCAAGAGAUGAUAAAGACGACCACUGGAUUGAGUUAAAAACAAAGAGCAAGCCGUUGAGGUUUAAUGUGGUGAGGAUUCAAGAAGCAAUUGGGCUAGGACAAAGGAUCAAAAUGCAUGAAAUUUAUGUAGAUGGGAAGAAAAUUGCAAAUGGAACCACAAUAGGAUACAAGAAGCUUCAUAGGCUAGAAAAAGGAACAGUGAGUAAUGCUUAUAGUGUGAGGAUAAAGAUAAUUGGAUCAAGGGGACCCCCUUUGAUUUCAUCAGUUGGUCUCCAUUUUGAUUCCUUUGGGAUCCAAAUGGGCAGGUAGCUAACCACAUGAUAUGAUCGGUCCACUUAGUUUAGCACAUUCUAUUGAUCUCCGUGUGGACGUAUGUUAGUCUUCUAAAAAGUAGAAACACAGGCUGUGAAUGUGAUAAUAAAGUAUUGAUGUUGCUAAUUA